CCGUGAGAGCGCGCGACGGCGGCAGGACGGUGACGGUGGGUGCUCGCAGCCGCUCCAAAGCCAGAGGAACACGGAGCACCGACCGAUCGGCGACAUGGCAGCAAGAGUUGUCCUGGUGCUCGCGCUCGUAGCGGUGGCAGCUGCGUCGCCGGACGUGGCGCGAUGCUACGACUGUUUCACCAGCACAGCCAGCUCGGCGUGUCACGUGCGACCCCAGAACGAGCCGAACGGCAAGGCCGUCUGCCCGCGGGGCACCAAGAGGUGCGUCACAGAGCGCCACCAGACCAGCGACGGCAACCUCAUCUCGCUGCGGAGACGCUGCGCCACUGUGCUCGAGUCGCGCUUCAGCUACAACAGGUGUGACGCCCAGCCGGACGGCACGUCCCGCUGUCUCUCCUACUGCCGGGACCCGAGCUGUAACCGCGGCACGGGCCGACUGUACCCCUCCACCCGGUUCUGGAACCACGACGGACCUGACUACGCCGACUACGUCUUCGACCCCGAGCAGGCCGUGCUCGACCCCGCCUACGGAGGCGAGGCGCGGCACAGCAAACACAUCCAGGACGACCAGAUGCUCGGCCUGGGUGGAGGUGCAGGAGGAGUGGCCGUCAGUCUGGGCGUGAUGAUGGCAAGCCUGGUGGCGAGGAUGGUUGUGGUGUGAAGGAUAGGCGCUGAAUGACUUGGAAUAGAAUACCAGAGUAAAGCGGAAGAUUUAGGGAAGGGUCGUGAGUUCGAGGAUGGCUAGCGGAGGGUGUGAGGAGGCUAAUGUGUUCAGCUAGCUGCCGCCCUAUGGAAGGAAAUGGUAGCGAGUGCCCUCAACUGCCAUUUCCAUGAAGAGGAAAUGGCAAAGAGACGCAGAAUGAUCAAUCCAGCAGAUGGCCAAAGAGGAAUUGGACUGACAGGCGAGGGUUAAACCAUCGGUGAGACGCUUAGAAGGGGAAUCCCGUACAAGGUCUGAAAAUAGGGGACCGCGACGCGAAGGCGAUGGCGCCAUGUUGGAGAAGUCACGACCAGCGUCGAACAGCUCCCAACGGAGGCUCUUCGGGCACGCGGAGGAGGGCUCGCCACGCACUGACAAUCUUCCAGUGUCCCUCCCUCCGUUGUCGGCACUGCUGGAGGGAAACUAGCUACCUGCGCAGUAGACGCGCUCGACAUCUGCGCUCCGCAGCGUUGCGUAACGCUAAUUACGGUCGUUAUGUGCGGGUUUCGCGGAGAGCCCGGCGCCUCGAGCGUUUGCGCGUACCAAACCCAGGCUGUGCUGGACAAAGGACAAUGACAUUGGGGUGACGGUACCGUGGGGAUGAAAGUGAUGUGAUGACGCAGCUAAUAGAGGCGCGAGUGGACCUGAAGAAAUGUGCGCGUCUUGAUGCGUAACGAGACGUUUCUUCUCGUGGGGUUCCGAGUGUACGAAGCUUUCCGUUACCUUGGCCGCAGUUCGAAAAUCCCAGACACGCGCAACGCAAGUAUAUGUUUCAAGUGUUGCGCGUGUUGCUUGGAAUAGCGCAUCUUACCGUUUGCACGUCAAGUGUACCUACUUCCAAAGUAGUGACGCUGAAGGAUGCGCGAAUAAACUAUAGUAUUUUGUGAGUGGGAAUGACAGAAGUUGCUUGUACCCAAUCGAUUAGCGUCGCAUCUUUGCCGAUGUACGACAUUGAACGUUUCGUGUCUGCCUGUUAUUCUACGUCCCUGAGCCAUGACACUUGUGCUAGCUGUAUGUAUUGGCAGACUCGUCUGCUGAAUGAAUGCCCACUCACGCCUAUGAUAAUACGCAUAGCCACGUAUUUGCACUGCAAACGCUGUUUAUGCGUGUGUUCUGUACCGACUCACACGUCACCCAACAUGUGAUAUAUGUCCGUCCACGGAUGCUUUCAAGGCACGGCGGUAAGCCCGCCGGCGUUAUGAAAGCGGAUUGUUCUGGUUUUAUCGCGUGCACCCUUAACAUUGAUUCCUGCCACGAUAUAGGUGCAGUUGAGUGACUCACAGGAAAACUGGACACUGCUGAAACCGGUGACGUCACUGAAGCAUGCUGACGUCAUCGACUGCAGCGUUUCCGAUUGGCUAGACAAAGUUGGACUUGUUUUGAGAGUUUUUCUUCGGGGUGAAAGAUUGUGGCAUUGAUCCGCCUUUGUGUUCUUCAAUCGAUAUUGCAUUUGCUUGUAUGCAGUUGAUGUGCGUGAUAUGUGUAUGAAUUUAACCAAUAAAUAUUGCUGAUGUGUUGAA
Molecule: messenger RNA, 2220 nt
Organism: Amphibalanus amphitrite
Lineage: Eukaryota; Metazoa; Arthropoda; Thecostraca; Balanomorpha; Balanidae
Exons: 3
Coding region: 95-661 (188 amino acids)
Source: RefSeq, a predicted model, not a curated record